Messenger RNA from Lentinula edodes (shiitake mushroom), 1462 nucleotides. RefSeq lists its product as uncharacterized. Lineage: Eukaryota; Fungi; Basidiomycota; Agaricomycetes; Agaricales; Omphalotaceae. Gene Ontology annotation, molecular function: oxidoreductase activity. The coding region runs from base 222 to 1178 and encodes 318 amino acids. The record is from RefSeq and is a predicted model, not a curated record. The transcript has 9 exons.
UAAUCUGGUGAUUUGCAAAACCGAAAAGAUGAAUCUGACCCUUUGGCCUUACUUGGUUGUCCUUGAAUUAUGAACUAGACGUACCCGGUACGGGCAUCACACAAAGGGUAGGAAGCCCAAUUUAGGUAUAGCAAUUACUCCGGCUUCGGCAUAACUGUACUCCCGGUCCACUUCUCCAGGUUUACUCUUACAUUCCAAGCCAAGAUUCUAACACAACCAGUAUGCCUGAAACAUCUAAGAAGACUAUAUAUGACAACACCCGGCAAAAGGCUGCCUCUCAGGAUGAAUUCCUAAAGUCGUCUUUAGCACGAAUCCAACAAGUACAAAUGCACCUAGAUUCAACUCCUAGAGGUAUCCGGAUGAAAGGGAAAGUCUGCAUAAUCACUGGUGCUGGGUCACUGAAGGGGAUCGGCCGCGCUACUGCGUUUUUAUUUGCUCAUGAAGGCGCCGCACACCUUUAUCUCAGCGAUUAUGACCCCACACACUUGCCUGAUCUCCGAAAUAAUCUUCAAACUAAAUAUCCAGACACCAAGGUCACCACCGCUGCUUUCGAUGCAGCUUCGGAAAAGGACGUUAUCUCAGUUUGUGAACAGGCUUUUCAGGAGGAAGGACGUCUCGACGUAUUUUUCGCAAAUGCGGGAUGGGCUAGUCGUGACACGCUAUCCAAUACUGAUGCCAAAACUUUUAUGGAAAGCAUGCGCAUCAAUGCACUAUCAUGUUUCCUAGCUAUCAAAUAUGCUUCUCCGUGGAUGGCCAAGACAAAUGCUUCUCGAGGUAAGCAACUCAGUGGAGGAAGUAUAAUCCUGACAGCAUCUAUCGCUGGUUUGCGCUCUGGUGCUGGCACUGUUGACUACUCUGCGGCAAAGGCAGCAGUAAACUCAAUGGCAAAGACUGGAGCUAAUCAGUUGGCACGCACUGGCGUACGAGUAAACUCAAUCUGCCCUGGACUUAUUGAGACUGGAAUGACGAGUGAUACAUUCGAGUACGCCAAAAUGCGGGGAAGCCAAGGUAAAAUCGGGCAAUUGAAUCCAUUGGGAAGAUGGGCUGUUUCUGAAGAAAUUGGGCAAAUGGCCCUGUUUUUGGCGAGCGAUGAUUCGAGCUACGUGAACGGACAAAACAUAGCCGUCGACGGCGGCCUGUCGUCGUCACAUCCUGUUGUCCCAGGUCGAUGGGCUUGAUUGGUAGCUGGGAAUUAACGAAGUGUAAAGGCAUUCAUGUAGUGAAUAGUCGAUGAGCAGGGCAGUUCUCACCAGUCCGAUUUCCGAUAUGGCGUGGAUAAUAUAUGUCCCAAAUCCGGUGUUUUUAAGUCCUGAGCCAUUAACAUCUUCACUUGAAAUGGUUUCUGAAAGCUGCUCGUGUCUUUGCUGCACAUCAACGUGUAUCUCGGUGAGGUGGCAUGGUGUAUCAAGUUACUCCUCUGCUUCCAUUUCAGCUUCACCUUGCUUGCUACUUUGCCACCCCG